AUGGUGUACUUGGCGCACUCUGCUCAGGCGCAGCUUGGAGCUCUCCCGCUGGGGCUAGUGGGGUGUUCUCUGCUCGCCGUGUCGCUGGGUCUGGUGCAGUGGCGUGUCUGGCUGAUCCCGCAACACCCGAGUGUCUCCUCCGGCAUCGCAUGGAUCGCCAGCGGAAUCCUAGGCUUUGCUGCUCUUCUCUACGCAUUACGGAACGCCUUUUUCGGGAUAAAAAAGCGCACUAGGUUUGCUUUCCGCUCAGGAGGCGUGCUCACUCUGCUGGCGGCCAUCUUGUCGCUGAUUCCGCUUCUGUGGAACGCCGUGGUUGUGUUGCACGGCGGUUCCAUCAACUUCCCGCCAGACUUCAAACUCCCGCCAACGCCCGAGGAGCAGCAGGUGGGUGGGGCCGUGUGGGUAGGUCUCGUGGGUGUGGCUCUGCUGGUUGUCACGGCGAUCAUAAAUUUUUCCUACAAGCUGCCAGAAGACGGAGCACGGUGGGAACGACGAGGCAAAGACAACGCAGCCUUCCAGUUCGACGAUGUUCGGAUUUGA
Molecule: messenger RNA, 540 nt
Organism: Knipowitschia caucasica
Lineage: Eukaryota; Metazoa; Chordata; Actinopteri; Gobiiformes; Gobiidae
Source: the annotation of a GenBank genome assembly